AUAAUUGUACAUGAUUGGAUAGUAGACACAGGGACAACUAAUCACAUGGUUUUUCAUCAUAGCUUGUUGUAUGAUAUUAAUAGUUGUAAUGAAAUUGGAGGUGUACAUUUACCUGAUGGAAGCAAACUCCCAAUAUUGCACAUUGGUAGUUGUAGGCUAGACCAAGGGAUGAUAAAAAAUAUGCUAUGUGUUCCAGGUUUUAAACUAAAUUUACUAUCUGUAGCCAAGCUGACCAAAGAACUAAAUUGUGUGUUGAAAUUCUAUCCUGAUUUUUAUUUAAUGCAUGACCUUCACACUGGGUAGAUAGGUGAAGGGGAUUGGUAAGAUGCUAAAUGGUCUAUAUCACUUGAAGUAUGGGUUUCAUCAUUCAAUGGUAGCUUGCAGUAUAAUUCUGGACACUGACAUAUGGCACUAGAGGUUAGGUGAUCUUCCGCAUAAAGUCUUGGCUCAGAUGCAGUUGACUAAGAGAUCCAAACAUGUUGUUUGUCAAAUUUGUGCUAUAGCUAAACCGACUAGGAUUCCUUUCCCUCAUAGUACUAGUAAAGGAAAUAAAAUGUUUGAUUUAGUUCAUGGAGAUGUAUGGGGACCUUAUAAGGUACCUACAUGUAAUGGACAUAGAUUCUUCUUUACCUUAAAGGAUGAUCACACCAGAAUGAUUUGGAUUUACUUGUUGAAGUUCAAAAGUGAUGUUCCCCUUGUAUUGAAAGAUUUUCCAUAACUUGUUAAGAAUCAACUUAAGACUAAUGUCAAAAUUUUCAGAACUGACAAUGAGACUGAAAUUUUCUAUUCUACUUGCAAAGUUUUGUUCAGUAAUACAUGUAUUGUUCAUUAAAGUUCUUAUCCUUACACAACUCAACAAAAUGGUAUGUUGAAAAGAAGGCACAGGCAAAUUCCAGAGGUUAUCAUGUUCCAAGGUUCUAUUCCAAUCAGAUUUUGGGCCAAGUGUGUCGAAAGUGUUGUUUAUCUCAUUAACAAAAUCCCUACUAGUGCACUAGGAGGGAAGUCUCCCCUUGAGGUUUUCCUGGGAAGGAGACCUAAUUUGCAACAUCUUAGAGUAUUGGCUUAUUUGUGUUAUGCCACUGUUAGUUCUCCCACAAGAGAUAAGAUUGGUGUGAGAGCAGUUAAAUCAGUUCACAUGGUUUAUUCCACUACUUAAAAUGGUUACAUACUUUUUUAUCUAGUUACCAGGUCAUUCUUUAUCAAUAUAGAUGUACAUUUUGAGGAAAGUAUAUUUCCUUUCUCUUCUAUCCCUUCCCUGAAUAUUAAUCAUCUCAAGAUGCCCUAAUAUGGUGAGUGUAUGAUUGAUUCAGAUCCUUUUGUAGUGAUUAGUGGUGAGCAUAUAGAGGUUAGUGGUUAACCUACAGAGAUACUCAAUAGUGAGUCUGCAAAGGUGCUUAUGGAUAAUUCUCAUCACUCCCAUUUGGAUGUCCCUAACUCACUUUCUCCCUUAGUUAUAGAAGUAGUUACUCAACGUAAUCAGCCAGAAAUUAGUGCACCCAUAAGUUCCAACAGAGUGGUGAAACCUCCCACCUGGUUGCAAGAUUUUGUCCACAAACCAGCCUAGGGCCCCAAUUCUUGUCAGUAUUCCAUGUCCAAUUUUAUGUCGUAUGAAAACUUAUCUGAUCCCAAUCUCCAUGUUUUAUGCAAUAUAUCCACCAUCAAAACCUAGGUAUUAUGAAGAGGCCAUACACCAUCUUGAAUGCACUACUGCUAUGGAUCAAGAGCUCGAAGCAUUCGCUGACAAUAAGACAUGAUCUCUAACACCUCUGCCUUUUGGGAAGAGAGUCAUAGGAUGUAAGUGGGUCUUUAAGGUCAAGUACAAUGCUCAGGGUCAUGUUGAUAGGUAAAAGGCUCGUUUGGUUGCCAAAGGUUACACUCAACAAGAGGGUUUAGACUACUAAGAAACCUUCUCACCUGUGGUGAAGAUGAUUAUUGUUAAAGUUGUUCUUACUAUGGCUGCAAUGAAGGGUUGGAAGCGACAUCAGAUGAAUGCUUCUAAUGCAUUUUUGUAAGAUCUCCUAGAAGAAGUAUACAUGAUCCCCCUCUUGAUAUUUUGAAGCAGGGGGAGUCUUCUCUUGUACGUACAUUGGACAAAUAUCUUUAUGGUCUCAAACAAGCCUCUAUGCAAUGGAAUCUAAAGCUUACUGAGGCUCUUAUUGCAUCAGGUUUUAAUCAAAGUGUUCAUGAUUAUUCAUUUUUUACCAAGACUGUUGGUGCUCACAUUGUUUUGAUUUUGAUUUAUGUGGAUGAUCUGAUCAUCACUGAUUCUUUUUCAUUCCGUACUGAGGAAGCCAAAUCUCUCCUCCGUCCUCAUUUCAAAAUCAAUGACCAAGGCCAUGAAGGGGAUACAAAUGAUGAAUUACUUGCAGAUCCAAGAAGCUGUCAAAAGUCAGGGAUCUUCUAUGCCGGCUGGGAAACCCCCAAAUUCUCUACACCUUUAGGGGAAGCAAGCAGGGUGGUAGAUGCUCUAGCAAGGGAGGGAUCGAAGACUAAUCAAGAUAACACUCUAUUUUUCUUGGAAGUUCCACCGGUGUUUAUCCUCGAGAAGUUGGAGGUAGACAAAGGAAGAACUCUUUUUGUAAGAAGAUGAAGGCCAUCUUCCAUAUCUACUAAUUGUAUUAACUAUACCCCUUUUCUAAUCCCCCCUUCCCCCCUUAAAAUACUAGCAGGCAAGCAGCAGUGCUUGAUCUCCCAUGUAAUGAUGCAUAUUAACUAUUAAUAUAAGUAUCUCUUUUUACACACACAA
Molecule: messenger RNA, 2746 nt
Organism: Solanum pennellii
Lineage: Eukaryota; Viridiplantae; Streptophyta; Magnoliopsida; Solanales; Solanaceae
Exons: 2
Coding region: 2123-2590 (155 amino acids)
Source: RefSeq, a predicted model, not a curated record